Caenorhabditis sp. 36 PRJEB53466 is the source of this 1430-nucleotide messenger RNA. Lineage: Eukaryota; Metazoa; Nematoda; Chromadorea; Rhabditida; Rhabditidae. The record is from the annotation of a GenBank genome assembly.
AUGUUGUUGUGUACAGCAUUUGUGCUCCCCUGUUGUGUAAUGCGUUUCAUCUUCUCCUUUCCACCCAGCUGUCCAGCUUAUCCGAGUAACACUCCCAGCCAACACAUAUUUCUUCAUUCACCAAUAAUUUCUUCUACUUCGAGGUAUGAAUUUACUGUUUUGCCUGAAUGAUCUGACAAUUUUUACCUAGAUGACAAUAUCUCCGCUAACAAGCAAUCAAAAACAUCUUGAAAGUUACAACUGGACUAGUGAGAAUCGGAGUAGUCAGCAACGAACUAUUACUCCGUCCCUGCAAGGAGAAAUCCGACUCACCGCUAUUCCUGAUCCUGUAGAACGACAUGUAGCAAGGUGGAGAAGUGAAAGUCGUAAUUCCAACAAAGACAAAGUGUUUCGCAAUGACGAAGAGUUCAGCCAACGUCAGUAACUGUACCUUUGAUAUCAAUUUAUUUGUAUCAUACAACCAUUAUCAUUUAUAGAAGACGAGAUCGUCACUGGAACAAUAGUAGCUUUGAAGAAUGACGUAGAGCAAACAACGGAGCUGAUUCGUCGUAAACAAGAACAAAUUGUAAAUCAGGCUGAAUAAUGAUGAUUUGUUUGGUUUUCACUUCAGAAAAUGGAACGGCGUCAGUUUCAAACGGAAAUGGAAGUGAACGGAAGAAUAUCUGUUGACCCUGCUGAUGACUGGCUGGCGGCUAGGCUGAAAGCUGUCAGCUCUGAUGAUAUGAACCAUCAACUUACAAAACUUAAAGCUGAUCAAAGUAUGUAAAUGUUCAGAAUAUUAAAAAUCAAAGUAUUAAGGACAACAUGCUGUAACCGAUACUCUCGCCGCAUUGGUGUACGAUGUGAACGCCACUACCGAAGUUUUACGUCGAGGAUCCAAGGGACGGGAUGGAUUAGAAAAAAAUAAAAAGCAGAAAGAAGAAAUCGAAUACACUCUCCGUCUAACUCCUGCCCCCGAGGAGCCUAUACGAGUGAAGUCUCGUAAGUAAUGCCGCACUGAAAUUUUAUUGACGUUUGGUGUUCUAGCCGAGGAUGAUCAUGUAGAGGUGAAUGAUUAUUCGAGAGAGUAUGGCAUUCGACUGUCGGAAGAGACCGACAGUCUGAGACGCCGCCGUGCAAGAAGCACUACUCCCCGAAGAACUCUUCAUAUCUCUGGGUCCCCACCGCCACCUACUGUUGCCAUCUGUGCCUACUGCAGUGAAGAAAUCGAUGGACCCAUUCUGACGGCUUUGGCUCCAAAUUCUGAAAGAGCACAGAAGUUUCACACUUAUCAUUUCAUGUGCACAUACUGCCAGAAAGCUCUGAAUAUGCACGGAACUUUCCGAGAGCACGAUCGCAAGCCAUACUGCCAUGAUUGCUUCUACAAACUGUAUAAUGGACUGCAAUAUGCCCCAGACGAUCACCAAGCAACAAUUGAAAAACUGAUUUAA